Messenger RNA from Melanotaenia boesemani (Boeseman's rainbowfish), 4060 nucleotides. RefSeq names its product repulsive guidance molecule BMP co-receptor a (gene rgma). NCBI's taxonomy places the organism in Eukaryota, Metazoa, Chordata, Actinopteri, Atheriniformes, Melanotaeniidae. Gene Ontology annotation, molecular function: coreceptor activity. The transcript has 4 exons. Gene Ontology annotation, biological process: BMP signaling pathway. The coding region runs from base 483 to 1823 and encodes 446 amino acids. The record is from RefSeq and is a predicted model, not a curated record. Gene Ontology annotation, cellular component: plasma membrane.
CUCUCUCACACUUUCUAACAAGCCAUUUCACAACAUCCACACAGCGGACCGGGCUGCACGCAGCAGCAGCGGCAGCUUUGCCCUCGGGGAUUUUUUUCUCUCCUCGUCAUCGACCAUAACUAACUAUUUGGAUUCGGCACGCGGAUGAGACCAAUUACUGGGCUUAAUCUAUCAUAAUGUCUCAUCUCUGAUCGGCUGAUAGGGAAGUGAGCUAAGCAAUGGCUGAGGAGAUCCGCGUCCACAGGGAGCGAGAAGUGGCGAUAUAGGAGAAAGAAGACUUUGAUUUGAGACUUAGAGAAACAGAUUGCUGGACAUCAUGUACAAAGUGAUGGAUUUUACACUCAGGAAGCAGCUGAGUGCGUUUGAUUUCGGAUUACUGUGACAAGCUGAUUUUUUAGAAGAUUUUUUUAGGGGUCUGCUUCUUAUCGCUCCUGUUCGCUGUCCUUCGGGUUCCUGCAGGACUCCAGAGUCGCGGAGAGCUCAUGCAGUCGCCAAGGGAGAGGAGUGAAGUGCGACCCCGAGCUGGAUGGAUGGUUAUGGGGGAAAGAGGGAGACCCUCGGCGCUUGAAGUGUGCAGAGUCCUCGUCGUGUUUUUCUCACUUUUUCCCUCCGUGAGUCUGCAGUGCAAGAUCCUUAAGUGUAACUCUGAAUUUUGGGCCUCCACGUCGAACUCUGGACCCGAGGAGGAGUUUUGCACGGCGCUGCGAGCGUAUAACAGCUGCGUGCGCCGGACUGCACGUACCUGCAGGGGUGACCUGACGUAUCACUCCGCCCAGCAUGGCAUAGAGGACCUAAUGAGCCAGCACAACUGCUCCAAGGAGGGACCGACAUCACAACCUCGUGCACGGACCCCGCUUCCUCCUCCACCGCCUCCGGUCCUGACCGACAGCCAGGAACGCUCCGAUGGCCCUGAGGUGUGCCACUAUGAGCGCAGUCUACAGCGCAACACAGCACCUAACUUCACCCACUGUGGCUUUUUUGGAGACCCACACCUUCGAACCUUUGCUGACGACUUUCAGACGUGCAAAGUGGAAGGAGCCUGGCCGCUCAUCCAUAAUAAAUACCUGUCUGUCCAGGUGACCAAUUCUCCUGUUGUACCAGGCUCUUUGGCUACGGCUACAAGCAAGCUGACGAUCAUCUUUAAGAAUUUCCAGGAAUGCGUUGACCAGAAGACGUACCACGCCGAAACGGACGAGCUGCCGGCUGCGUUUGCAGAUGGCUCCAAGAACGGAGGCGAUCGGUACGGAGCGAACACGCUGCGAGUGGUGGAGAAGGUUCCUGGGCAGCAUGUGGAGAUACAGGCCAGGUACAUCGGAACGACCAUUGUAGUCCGGCAGGUCGGCCGCUACCUAACUUUUGCCGUGCGGAUGCCUGAGGAAGUAGUGAACUCAGUGGAGGAAGGUGAUGACCAAGACUUAUACUUGUGUCUUCACGGCUGUCCCGCCAACCAACGCAUCGACUUUAGGAACUUCAGGGCUCGCGCAGCAGAGGCUCACAGCUUAGGUCGGACCAGUCAGGCGGGACCAGGCUUUACCUACCAGUCUGCAAAGGCCAAGUGCAAAGAGCGGCUCCCAGUAGAGGAUCUGUACUUCCAGUCUUGUGUGUUUGAUCUCCUCUCCUCUGGAGACAUAAACUUCACCAUGGCAGCCUACUACGCCUUUGAGGACGUAAAAAUGCUGCACUCAAACAGCAACAGAUAUCACAUCUUUGAAAACGAUGCUCUGAGCAGCGUGGCACAGCGGGGCAAAGACUCACUUCCUAUCUUCCUCCUCAACCUUCUUGCUGUUUUAUUGUGGGUUGAGUGUUGCGCACUACAUCUAUAGUCUACCUUAAUGUUGUGUUUGUCAGUGAGUGUUAGAGUAUCAUCGCUGUGUCGUGCACCGGCUGCUCACUCCUGCUCUGGCUGUCUGUUGACAAGUGGCUUGCCAUCCCAGCUCUUAGGUCUCGUUUUAGUGGUAUAGUCAUGUCCUGACGUCAGCCUAAUGACAAGACUAGUUCACCCCUCUUCCACCUAUCAUCACAUAUAUUUAGCUGCUUUAUAGAAGCGGUCUUUGAAGAGAGCAGUAGCGAGAAAGCCUAGCUACCCCAGAGCUUUGGAUAUCCACCUGGGAUUAAAUCCCACAUUCUCAUCAGGGCUGUAUGCUUAUGGGAAGCCGGACAAGAUGAUCUUUUGCAGAAAGAGGGGUUUGCUGAUCCUCCCUCCCCUCAUCCGCACAUUGGUGGCAAGCCAAUGAAGCUCUCUGUAGCUCAUGUGGCAAAGCAGGAGGACCUGACAGGGGCUUUUGUUAACCUUAGGCCAGAAGCAGCUCUAUGUUUGAUUAGUUUCCAGCUUUGGAAAAGCCUGAGCCUUUUGGAGGAAGCACCCAGCCAAAAGGAUGUCAGAGUAGCGUCUCCAGUUGUCUGCUGUGGAGAUUAAUGGGUCAUAUUGUUAGGAUGUGUGUGUGUGUGUGUGUGUGUGCAUGUGAAUUAGUACAAUAUGUGUGCAGAAUCGAGCAUCUGUGGUUAAUUUUGUGUGUUUAUGGGUGCAGGAGUUUCCAGAAAUGAGAUUUAACAAAAAAAAAAAAAAAAAAAAAAAAAGAACCUCCAGUGGGAGAAGUCUGCCAUGUGUUUGUGCUGCGCUCAAAAUUUCAGAAAUAGAAAAGUCGGCGCGCUCAAGUCUGGUCAAAUGGGAUCUAUCAGCCAAAUAGUAAAUUCCAGCGGGAACUAAUAAAAAGGGACUGUUUUUGGAUGCACAUCAUUUUUAGUGACAGACCCUUUCCCUCCAUUGUUUGAACUGACAUGUUGAUCAAAGUUUGUAUUUCAAAUCUAUUACGAGAAUGUAACAAACAAGAAAGUAAAAGGAAAAAAACUUAGUGGCACUCAGAGCGUUUACAGAAUGUAGAUCAACCAACCAGAGGACAAAAACUCUAAAUUUGUCUGCGUUUCAAGUCGCAGUUGAACAGCGGCGUACAUGCUGUCACCUCUAGUCAGUUCAGCAUUUAUAGACUAGCAAUGCGCUGACCUGACUACGGCCCAGUGAGUAAAUGAUAAGCAUAUGUCUGUAAACGUGACUUCAUGGCUUAACUUGUUGCCAAAGAACACGCUCUUGUGCCAAGAUUUGCCUAACAACUGAAUUUUCAUCUUUUCAACUCACAGUUCACAUUAAAGGGAUAUUUCAUUGUAUAGAACUUGUUUUUGUGGGUGAUUUUUUAAAAAUGAAAUACAGUAACACUUACUGUGAAAGCAACAUUUGUUUGUCUUUGCAGCUUCACCUUUGCUGUUCUUAUGUUUCAUGUUAAAACAUGCUCCUUGCUGCAAGAGCUUUGAACCUUGGCUGAGUAUCUGUUAGUGUGCAAAUCCUCCCUGUAGAUGCCGUUUUAUUAACGGGACAGUUUUCUGAUCAUUUAUCCUUUACACUGAAGUGUAUGGCAGGCCUUACUACUGCUACUUGGAAUAUGUGUACAUGCAGUUUGAAAACAACAAAAAAAAAAAGUUCCUGCAAACAGUCGAUUGUGAUGUUGAAUCUUGUGUUAAUAGAUGUAAUUUGUAUUGUGUGUUUUACAGUAUAUUGUACAUGUAUUAUGUGAGAUUGUAAAUAUGUUUUGUGCAUUGUUGAGUUUAAAUUUGUAUAUCACCAGUUGUGUUUUGAACUUAUCACUCCAGUUUUUGUACAUGAGAUAAUUUUGGUGAAUGUGAACCUUAUAUUUCUUUCAAAAAGGAUUUUUUUUAUCUUCAAAAACAUGGAUAACACAGAACAGAAAAGGUUUUGGCACAGUACACGCCAUGUAGGAGAAAUGAAAUUAAAUAUGUCGCACAUCUUGGAGGAAAAAAGAGAUUGUAGGAAAGUGUUGUGGGAUGUUCAUGUUUUUGAGUCUGAAGCACUUUAUGUUUUGUUUCUUUUUUGUUUGUUUGUUUCAUUUAGCUCCUAUUUUGUUUGAUUUGUGAUGUUUAAAAAGAAUAAAACAUAGCUGAAUGGGAAAUGCCAGAAAGAUCAAACUGUUGUAUAAAUCUGAUGUGGUCCCACACGCCAGCUGUUUUAAAAUGUAAGUUAUUUAUUGAAUAAAAGACAGUGUCUUGUUUA